Messenger RNA from Baudoinia panamericana UAMH 10762, 1133 nucleotides. RefSeq lists its product as uncharacterized. Gene Ontology annotation, molecular function: acetolactate decarboxylase activity. The coding region runs from base 151 to 855 and encodes 234 amino acids. NCBI's taxonomy places the organism in Eukaryota, Fungi, Ascomycota, Dothideomycetes, Mycosphaerellales, Teratosphaeriaceae. Gene Ontology annotation, biological process: acetoin biosynthetic process. The transcript has a single exon. The record is from RefSeq and is a predicted model, not a curated record.
UCCGCUCGACGAUGGAGAGACUGGCAUUAUUUCGCAAGGGAAUACACGGUGGUUGAUUGUACAAUAGAUUGCGUGAUUGAGCUUUUGCUCGAUUAGUUGAGACUGUCAAGUCAUUGAAAGACAGUUCGACCCAUAUCAAUCCAAAGCACGAUGGAGGACAACCACAUCUACCAGUUCUCGCUCCUCAAUGCUCUGAUGGACGGCGUAUGUGAGUCAGGCAUAACUGUGUCAAAGUUGGCCAGUAGAGGCAAUCAAGGUCUCGGCACGUUUGUGCGCAUGGACGGGGAACUGGUCAUGCUUGACGGCACGGUGUACCAGCUACAACCCGAAGGCAAGGUUCGCGUAGCCGACGAAAGCGACCAAAUUCCGUUUGCUGUGAGCACCCAAUUUGUUCCGCAGCGAACGAGCAAGGUCCAAUUGAAGGACAAGGAUGGCAUCGAUGAGGCGCUGAACAGCUUCAAUGACCACGCAAAGAAUCUUUUCAUGACCUACCGCAUCAACGGCCAUUUCAAGUACCUCAAGUGCCGGACUGUUCGCGGCCAGGAGUACAAAGGUCAACCACUUGCUGAGCUUGGCAAGAAGCAGUCCGUGGAGACCUACGACGAUGUGGACGGCACCAUCAUCGGAUUCAGGACGCCGAAGAAUUGGCAAGGCUUUGGUGUGGCGGGCGAGCAUCUCCACUUCAUCAAGAAGGACCGGAGCGCCGGAGGCCAUGUACUUGAGGUGCAAGCGGAUGGUCUCGAGAUGCAGAUGGCGGUGGCGAGUAACGUGCAUGUGGAGCUACCAACAAGUGAGGACUUCAACGCCGCAAAGCUGGUGACGGACGACGCUGGCGUUCAGCAGGUAGAGGGUUGAGAAAUGCCAUACUAGAUGGUUGGCAUUCAUUCUUGAAGCAGAAUGCGGAGCUCUGGGCUGGCGUCCCUUGUUGAUACAUCGUACUCCAAACCGACUUUCGCAGGUAUGGACUGCCGCAGAGUCUCUGGUGGAGAGCGAUAGCGAUUAAAAGCUGUAUGGCACGGGACAUCGCAGACCAAUUUAGCCACGCGCACAUGCGCCAUGUCGCUACGUCUCAGCAUACGACUUCGGUUCGGCGCGGGCAAGCCUUCGCGACCUCCUGCCCGCAGCCACUGUGG